UUAUGUCAGUAACGGUUGAAAUAUUUCAUAACUUCAAGAUAACAGAGAUAAAAUUUAAAAAAGAAAUGAAUAACAAAAAUUGGCAUUCAGCUUCUAUUGCCUUGAGGGAUUGGUUCGGUGCUCCGGGCUUUCGGUCAUUAGUAUUCCUUAUGAAACUAAAUAGUAGCUUUGAUACAAACUUUUAUGAACUCAUGUUCCAGUAUCCGGUCGCACACUCGUUAGUUCCUUUUCAUUUUUUUGUCGCUUUUCUUUUUGUAUUUAUUGUUUGACGCUUGUUUUCCGACACAGUUUCCACUUAUUGUUUAUUUUUAGAUCUAUUGUUCAUCGUUUGUCAAGCUGUCAAUAGAUUUAACACUCUGUACCUGUACAAAUAAAGCUGACAUUAUGGAGAACGGUCACAAGACGUCGGCUAAAACCACAAUUUUAGAUAAAGUUCUAGAAUUGUUAGACUCUGAAGGUGUUAUUGGAACAGAUAGAAAACAACCAGUUGUUGUUUUCAAACAUCCCAAAGAACUAAAGACUGAAAUCCCCAAUUUGGAUCUGGAAGCGCCGAUUACUGAUGAAAAACAAUUGUGGGAUGUAGUAAGACGUAUCAUACAGCACUGUGUAAAGACCUCCCAUCCUUAUUUUUUGAACCAGCUCUACGGAGGUCUUGAUCCAUACGGACUAGCUGGAGCAUGGAUAUCAGAAGCUCUCAAUACAAAUCAGUACACAUACGAAGUAGCUCCAGCAUUCACUUUGGCUGAAUUAGCAGUCCUGAAGCGUGUUCUAAAUCUUGUAGGAUUCGAAAAUGGUGAUGGAAUUUUUGCUCCAGGAGGGAGUAUUGCUAACAUGUUCGCCAUAGCUUUGGCAAGAUAUAAGAUGGAUCCCACUACUAAGAACAGAGGCAUUUCACAUUUGCCUCCUCUAGUUAUGUUAACAUCAGACGAGAGCCACUAUUCCAUGCUAAAGGCUGCCCACUGGUUCGGAGUGGGCACUGAUAAUGUGAUCAGGGUGAAGACGGAUGAGAGAGGUUGCAUGAUGACGUCAGCCCUGGUUGAGUGCAUCGAAAGUGCACUGUCAGCAGGAAAGAAGCCGUUCUUUGUGAACGCCACCGCUGGUACGACGGUUCUGGGCGCGUUUGAUCCGUUAGCUGAAAUCGCUGACGUGUGCGAAAAGUAUAAGUUGUGGCUGCAUGUUGACGCUUGUUGGGGUGGAUCGUUGAUGUUCUCUCAGAAAUAUUCUUCUAUCCUAAAGGACUCCCAUAGGGCUGACUCACUGGCAUGGAAUCCACACAAGAUGCUUGGAGCUCCUCUACAGUGCUCCAUUCUGGUUAUCAAAGAAAAGGGCCUGCUGCAUCAAUGCAACUCGGCGGCAGCCACCUACCUGUUCCAGCAGGACAAGUUCUACGACACCGGCUACGACACGGGCGACAAGAGUGUGCAGUGCGGUCGCAAGGUGGAUGCCUUCAAGCUGUGGCUCAUGUGGGCCGUCCGCGGCCAUCAGGGCUUUGCCAGCCUCGUCGACAACUGCAUGAAGGUCUCCAGGUAUUUUAUGAGCAGGAUAAAAGAGACUGAAGGUUUCAUGUUAGUUCUGCCCGAGUUCCAGUGCACCAACAUCUGCUUCUGGUACAUUCCGCCCAGUCUACGCAAAGCCACCGAGAGAAACGAGCAAUGGUGGGAAAAGCUCUCGGAGGUGGCUCCCAAGAUCAAGGAACGUCUUAUAAUGGCGGGAAGCCUUAUGAUUGGCUACCAGCCGCUGAAGCAUCGCAACUUACCCAACUUCUUCAGGCUGGUUACAACUUGCCACCCCCCUCCCACCAACCAAGAUAUGGAGCAUGUGAUCAGCGAAAUUAUCGAAAAAGGUGCUGAUUUGUAACUGUCGUUCAUGAAAUAAUGGGGGUUAUAAAAAGUUGUAAAAUUCCAGUUGUCAUAUGAGUGAUUCUUUAUUUAUCUCUUAUAGAUCAUAUCGGUUUUCGAUUUUGAGAUUCAACAACCUACUUGAAAUAACUGGGUUUGAAAAACUUCGCUACAUUCCAGAUAUGAGUUUUUAUAUAUAUAUUUAUAGUCUGUUCUUAAAAUUAAUUCAGGGCUACUUAUUUUUAUUUAUAAAAUAUAAUUAUAUUAGGUACCCUUUUUUGAAAUUAAUAAAAUAAUAGAAUAAAAAUACAGAUUAUUACAACUAGUUUCAGUGAUCCACACCAUCUUCAGGUAUUAAAAUAAAAAUGAAAACAUUAAAAAGACUUUCAUUUUUUAAAGCCUGAAGAUGGUGUGGAUCACUGAAACUAGCUGUGAUAAUUUGUAUUCUUAAUCUAUUAUUUUACUUACUUUAUCUGGCUCUACAGUCCUGGGUGGACCUUGGCCUCCUCUACAUAACGCCUUCAUACAUCCCGCUCUUGUGCUCCCUGCCGCCAGUUUGCCACACCUAGCACACGGAGAUCUUCCACCAUAUCGCUGAUCCAUCUUCUUCUUGGCCUUCCUCUUUUUCGGUGCCCAUCAUCCUUUCAUCAAGCAGCUUUUGUGGUACUCUUUCAUCACUCAUUCUUACCAUGUGACCCAGCCAUUCUAUUCUUUUUGCGUUGAUACACCUUAUAAUAUUUCUUUCGCUAAUUGCUUCAUCAAUCUCAUUGUUAAAUCUGGCUCUCCAGUUUCCUUUAACGCAGACCGGUCCCCAUAUCCUCCUGUACAUCUUCUCUCAAAAGACCUCAACGCUCUUUCAUCUUUAUUCAAAAUGGUCCACUUUUCAGCUCUGUAAGUCACAACCGGCCUUAUCAAUAUUUUGUACAUCUUUACCUUGUUUUGCCUAGAAAUCAGUCUGCUUUUGAAAAUUUUCUGAUUAGCAUAGUAUGCCCGAUUGCCCAUCAUAAUUCGGGUGGAGAUUUCAUGACUAGUUUUAUUAUCAGCUUUCAGUGUUACUCCCAAGUAUUUAAACUCGCUGACGCCUUCCACUUCACAAUCGUCUUCUUUUUUCAAGUUGUUAGUCUUCUUCUUUCAUCUGCUGACAUUUGCAGUAUGUACUUUGUUUUACCUACAUUUAUUUCAAGGCCUAAAACUGUAGCUUCCUCCUUGAGUGUCUAUUAUUCUAUUAAUUAUUAUUUUAUUAAUUUCAAAAAAGUGUACUAUAAUUCUAUUUUAUAAAUUAUUGUCUGCUGUU
Molecule: messenger RNA, 3132 nt
Organism: Nilaparvata lugens (brown planthopper)
Lineage: Eukaryota; Metazoa; Arthropoda; Insecta; Hemiptera; Delphacidae
Product: acidic amino acid decarboxylase GADL1
Exons: 10
Coding region: 385-1857 (490 amino acids)
Biological process (GO): carboxylic acid metabolic process
Cellular component (GO): cytoplasm
Molecular function (GO): pyridoxal phosphate binding; carboxy-lyase activity
Source: RefSeq, a predicted model, not a curated record